Molecule: messenger RNA, 3994 nt
Organism: Brassica rapa (field mustard)
Lineage: Eukaryota; Viridiplantae; Streptophyta; Magnoliopsida; Brassicales; Brassicaceae
Product: serine/threonine-protein kinase/endoribonuclease IRE1b
Biological process (GO): intrinsic apoptotic signaling pathway in response to endoplasmic reticulum stress; IRE1-mediated unfolded protein response; protein phosphorylation
Cellular component (GO): IRE1-TRAF2-ASK1 complex
Molecular function (GO): protein serine/threonine kinase activity; ATP binding; RNA endonuclease activity
Source: RefSeq, a predicted model, not a curated record
UUUUUUUAAUAUUAGUGGUUCCGGGAGCCUCCAAUUUGGUUAAUAAUAUUUCAAGUAUAUAUAUUACAACUCUUUAUAAGAUCUAUUUUAGAUUUAAAAUUAUUUAAUAAUAGUUCUAGUUCAGUUAUUUUCAGUAAAUCAAAAUAAAUAAAACUAAAUAUUUGUAGUAGUUAUUUAAGUUUUAAUUAUUCAUUUUAAAUACUAAUUUAUAUAUUUUUUUGGAUCAGAAUUUUAAGAUUUGUUUCUCAUAUUUUUAGGUUUUGGAUAUCCAUUCAAAUUCGGAAGGUUUGAUACAAAAUUUGAGCUCUUUCGUUUGGUCCGUUUGGAUUCAGCUAGAGUCUCAGUUACUGAAUAUUAAGGUUUAAAAUUUUGAAGUAAGAUUCUUUUUAUAUAUUUUAACCAAAAAAAGAUUCUUUUAUAUACCUUUUUUUUUGUUCAAAAGAUUCUUUUAUAUACCUAUAUGUAAAUAGCUAAAGAAAUUUAACGGUUAACAAAAAAAUACUUAUAAGAAUAUACAGUAAUGUUUCUUCUUUCAUGUCUUUUUGAACAUAAGUGAAAAAAAGAUCGAAGAAAGCACAGAUGUACAUGAGAAUCUGUAAAAUCAGUAGCGAAUUGAAAGGUAGUUGUGAUGGGGUCACGUGAUAUAAUAUCAACCACGUGUCCGCCGCAAUUCCACCGGCAAGUUAUGAUCACACGAUAAUCAAACCAAACGAAAAUAUGACGAAUUUAAACGAAGAUAUUAAACCGAUUUAUGCACACCAACUUGGCUUUUUUUAGCAUAUCAAGCUGGUUUUAUUUAGUUCCAUGAUUGGACCACUGAUCAACGUCCUGAUAUGCAGCUUAAUUAAUGUGAUCACGUUAUGUAGCGCAUGCAAUGAUUAAUUAAGCUAUCAAUUAAUUAGCAUGGUUUAUAAUUCGUUUUGUCAGAAUUUUGGUGACACGCUGUCACUACCAAAGGAAAGUCAAAUGUAUUUUUAUAACAAAUAGUCAAAUGUCUUAAGAAACAAUAAUGAAGAACAAUUUAUGAAGAAAUUAAAGACGUCAUAAAUUAAAUUGCCUCUAAUUUCUUGGGUUCUGUAAUCACAAUAACACAACCAAAACUAGAAAUCUCUAGAGGCCAUAAGACCAACAUUAUCGGGCGUCCUUAGCCUGAUUUCUAAGGAAUAUUGGACCAAAAUUAAAUCAAAAAGGCUUAAAUUACAAAGAAACGGAAGUCCAUUGUCCUUAAUUAAGAAGUUUUGUCGAUGGUCCUUAAUGCCAGCUGGCUGAAUGCGAUUGGGUGUGGAAGUGGUGUAGGGCAAUGUCGUUUUACCGUCUGAAAAUCAAUUGCAUGUUCUCCUGACUCUCUCUCUCUCGGCGGAGAAAGAGAUCGACAGAGAUCGUCCCCCCUAUUUCAUCCCGAUUUCAAAAUCCUCUGGGGUAUUUCGCUCCCUCCACACCGAUCCGUUGUCUCACCGAAAGCUUCUCCACCGAUUUCAAUCGAAAAGAUAUGUCUUCCUCAUCCGCUUUGAGAUUAUGUCGUUGUUAUUGUCGCUCUACCUCUCGUUGGAACGGUGUGCUUGUAGCUUAAACAAUCUCAUACAUGCUUCCUCGGGAUUCCUUGAGAGUUCAACGGCUUCAGUCGUUGAUAAUGGCAAGGGGGUUGAACUGUGGAAGGAGAACGGACACCCUUCUCCUGUUUGGUUGAAGUUAAUGAGGGAUAUAGUAGCUGGUCUAGUUCAUUUGCAUGAUAUAGGAAUCAUACAUAGAGAUCUAAAGCCUCAAAAUGUGUUAAUUGUUAAGAACAAUUCAUCUCUAUGCGCUAAGCUAUCAGAUAUGGGUAUUAGAAAAUGUUUGCCAGCUGAGACAAGUGCCCUGACUAGAAACUCAACUGGUUCUGGAAGUUCUGGGUGGCAAGCACCUGAGCAACUCCGCAAUGAGCGGCAAACAAGAGCAGUUGAUCUCUUCGGUUUGAGACCAAGAGCACAAGAAUUUACUUUUGGUUUGUGAAAACGCUGACAUGAGACUGUCUUUUCUCCGGGACGCAAGCGAUAGGGUCGAACUGGAGAACCGAGAAGAAGGGUCACAGCUCUUGGCUGCGCUUGAAAGCACAGUGGCGGUGACUCUAAACGGGCGGUGGGAUGAGAAGUUGGAUGGUAUAUUCCUAGACAACAUUGGGCGUUACAGGUGAUACAAGUUUGAUAGCAUCAGAGACUUGUUGAGGGUGAUAAGGAACAAGCUGAAUCAUUAUAGAGAGCUUCCUGGUGAGUUACAGGAACUACUUGAGAGUGUUGUAAUGUAUAUAGGGUGAUAAGGAACAAGCUGAAUCAUAACACAUUCGUGACUGAUGUGUUAUUGUAUGUUGUUGUAAUUGGACGACCUGUUGUUUUAGCAAGUUGGUUUUUUCAUCUAGAUGCAUAAACCAAUUUCAAUCUAGAUGCAAAGUUGACGAGGAAGGGAGAAGUUGCUUCUUGUCCAAGCAGCUUUUUUUUUAACCACACCCAAACGCCCAAAUUAAUUUACUAAGAAACAACAAAAAGUUCUACCAAUAAUCUACAUUUUUUGGAUUGUCUCUUACCUUUAUCUCUUAACAUAAAAAUAAUAAUAAAAUAAGCUAAGGACUUAAAAUUAGUCCUACCAAUAAUGUUGCUCUAAGAAAGUUAGCGAUUAAAUGCGAUCUUUAGGUUGACCUUUCAUAUAUUCUCUUGCCUCUGAUUUUUUCGGCCAACUUGGUCUUUAGUUUGUGGUAACUUGUAUAAGUGUUUAUCCUGUCGUGCUUUUUCCUUAGAUUUUGAGACUUGGAAUCUGAGUGGGAUUGUGGGUGAGUGCGGUUUCCUAUAGGCUUCAGGCGAUUUUCAACUUUUGGUAUAUAUCCUUUUUGUUCAUGUAGUUUCUUCCUCCAUUUUAGUUCUUUAGUGACCACUGCGUUCGGUUUUGGUUGCACAAAGUUGAAUCCAAAUUAGAUACGGUCUCUUUUCGGGUCGUGUGGUCAGUUCGUGUGAUGAUUUCAGAAAUUCCUUGCCUACCUCUUCUUAUUCUUGCUGGUGAUGAUGAUAGGUUUUGAAGAAAUCUUUUACCUCUGGUCGUGGUCUUGGUGACCCAACAGCCGUUUUCAUUUGUGACGGGGUGUACAAGUGGUGUUCGGUAAAGUUCCAUGGUGAUUAGGAUGUUAUGAUACCGUUGAAGUUGUUGUAGGUAGCGCCGCGGUGUUAUGUUAAAUGGUGUUUGAAGUCUUCACCAAUUUGGAUUAUGGUUUUAUGUAUAGGAUGUUGGAGUUAGCUUGAAGAAAGCUUGAGGUGCAAGAUAGUCUUUUCCUAGUUGAUAAACACAAAACAUAUUAUGAUCAUUAUCCAUUAAACUAAUCCGGCCAUGAAACACAGGAUGUGUUUACUCCGGCCAUGAAACACAGGAUUUUUGGCUAGUUGUAUCGCUGACUUGUUAUCAACACGUAGAGUCACCCGUCGGCUUUCCUUGUUCACGACUUCACUCAGCAACUCCUGCUACCUGAUAUAUGGUGUUUUAUACAUCUUGUAUAUAUGCUUUUAAAUUGGUUUUCAAGUCUUUAUCGAGUCUUCCUAGUCCUUUUCGAGUCAUUACAGGUCUGGAGUUGCAUUGGAUGGGAGAUGAACCAGCUGGAACAAAAGAGGCAGAAAACAGUGCAAUUUGGUGAUUUUCACGCAGAACAGUCUUGAUGACUGUUCUGGAUAGCGGAGCAACCCGAGUGACUGUUCCGAGGGAGUGUUCCAGCGGCAGAGAUUUUUAAGGAAACAACAACUUAUUUCGGGAUUUGCCCUAAUCUCUCUAUUUUCUCUCCCAGCCGCCUGUGGUUUUGAUAUAUCUUCUUUUUCUGUUUUUCCUUAUGAUACUACGCUGUUUUUGGGAGAAGAAACCAGACCUUAGAGUUGGAGACUUGUGAUUUGAUACUUUGUAAAGGGAGAAGGCUCCUUCUCUCUCACCAUAGAGAAGAACCCUCUGAACCCUUAUUCUAUUUUAUCUACACAUGUUUUAUUCAGUC